This is a messenger RNA of Pipistrellus kuhlii (Kuhl's pipistrelle), 1936 nucleotides long. It is a transcript of the gene IZUMO4, whose product is annotated as IZUMO family member 4. NCBI's taxonomy places the organism in Eukaryota, Metazoa, Chordata, Mammalia, Chiroptera, Vespertilionidae. The record is from RefSeq and is a predicted model, not a curated record. Gene Ontology annotation, cellular component: nucleus.
GGGGGCUCAGGGGCGAGGCCUGGGAGGCUGAGCCGCGUCUCCAGUUCUCGGUCGCGGGGCCGAGGGCGCCGCGGGUUGGUGCGCGGUGGAGAGGCGUGGCGCGGGGGUGCGGUUGGUCAGUUGGUGGUGAGCAUGGAUGGCCAUAGCCACGGCCCUGCCGCUGGGACUGGGACUGAAGGCCGGCUGGCCCGCGGCUGCUGCACUGUCAUGGCAACUUCUUCACCCGCCAUCACAUGAACCUCAAGUUCUGGUAGGUGGACGGCAUUCUCGCGUCGGGUGGCUGCUGACUGACGAGCCAGAACGUAAUGAAGGCGCUGCACGUGGCCAUCCCCGCGAUCAGUGCGUUCCUGGCCCGGGCCGCUCAUCGGGCCCCUCCUUCAGUGCCUAGCCCGGGAAGAGCUGAACCAGAUGGCAAACACCGGGUACCAGAAGAUGGAACAGCUGUCCCAGGGGAAUAUGUUAUUUCCCGGAUAAGGGGAUGCCCCAGGACACCCUGCCCGCCGUUGUAACCUGACUUCCCUCCCCCUGCCAAGGUAUUUCCCCAAGGAACUCCCAGCCAUCUUCUGGGAGCAGGUGCACCUCAUCCAGAAUGCCACUGAAAGUGAGCUAGUGAGGGCUGAGGGAGGGGCGUGCUUCCCAUGGCCAGCUGCAGUGUCAGCUUCAUUGCGACAGGGCACCAGCACAAGCCUGGUAUCACCAAGCUUCAUGGGUCUAGAGCCCCCACAUCUCAUUAGCCUGACACUGGAAAAUGCUGAGUGCUUGACACAGCACAGAUAGCCUGUGGGCCCACUGGACCCACCCCAGCUGCAAUGUGGGGCCAGGGCUCAGCUGGGCUGUCCCAGCCCAACUCUGGAGCAAGCUUGCUGCUCUCUGGGGUGGGGGGUGGAGGGGCUGCACAAUCCCAUGAGUCCAGGCAGGGCCAGGGCUGGGAGGAGGGGGAAGGGGAUGGAUUGUAUUCAGCAGAUGCUAGAUGGGAUCAGAACUAUAUGAUGGAUUAAAUGUCCCUGACACUUCUCAUCAUGGAGCAGUCCCUGUAGGGGCAGGGAGAAACCAUGUGAGGCUUGGGCUGGGUCCCUGGGCAAGACACACCUCGUCAUGGACACAGGGUCACACCAAUUUGACUGUGACUUGCCAGAGUGUACGUGGGCGGGCUCACCUGGAAAGGAGCCUGGGAGCGAGAUGGCUCUGAUGAUUCAAGUGAGACUGCAGUCUAGUGAAACAGGGUUGGCUUCAGUGUAUCAUGGGGCUCAGGUCAUCAGGUCAUGUGGGACUGAACCUGUCCAAGGAACCCUACAGCACUGCUUCUGUAAACACUCCACAUGGACUGAUCCAGGCAGUACAGCUGUUGCAGAUGGUGAGGCACCUUUCCUGUCUGUCCUGAGCAGGCACUCCUUUGUGGCCUGGGUGCUGCUUCCCUGACUUCCUCCUCCAGCUCCCUCUCGUUCUUGUGUCUGGAAGGGGAAAGUGGGGGUUAAGUCACCGGACUCUUGAGGACCCCACACACCCUGCACGGCUUCCUACUGAAUGUGACAGAAUGAUAGCCACAUUUUCACCUGUGUAGGAUUUAAACAAAACAGCAUGAGAAAGGCUCAGGUGGUAUUAGGAUAGUCCAGUGGUGUGUUGUGUUGGACCCUAUUACUUCCAGUCCAGGGACCUGGAUGGCACAUGGGCAUCAUGUCAACUCCUAAGAGGAUAAGGGUGUCCCACAGCCCCUUCUGACUCUGAGACACUCAGGGAUGUUCACAGACCCCCGCAACUCCCCUGCCACCAGGUGACCUCCGCCAACAGGUAAAUGCCUAUUUUGCAAGUUUAUUGGAUCAUCUUGACACAAAAUCAUGACAGCAGCGUGAUAUGUCUCCUUUACAUGGGAAUGUUGAUAGCAAAUUCUUAUAUAACACAUCAUACAAUUUCGAGGUUCUAGAAUCACUGCACAGGA